CCCAAUUCAACCAACCCCUACUCCACUCCUCUUUCCUCCAUCAAUAAGUAGUGAACUUCACGCUUCAUUAUCCAUCCAUCUUUUUCCGAUCUGUCUUACUUUUUGUUGCUGAAUUCAGGCCAUUUUGUCAGGAGGUUGCAUAGCAGGUGGAAGGUGUAAAAAUGGUGAAGAUCUGUUGUAUUGGGGCGGGAUAUGUCGGGGGUCCAACGAUGGCUGUGAUUGCCCUGAAGUGCCCCUCGAUCGAAGUGGCUGUUGUUGAUAUCUCUGUGUCACGCAUCAAUGCGUGGAACAGCGACGAGCUCCCGAUUUAUGAGCCAGGUCUUGAUGAAGUGGUGAAGCAGUGCAGAGGGAAGAACCUUUUCUUCAGCACUGAUGUUGAGAAACAUGUCUCAGAAGCAGACAUAAUCUUUGUUUCUGUCAACACCCCGACCAAGACUCGAGGCCUUGGGGCGGGCAAGGCUGCUGAUCUUACCUACUGGGAGAGCGCUGCUCGAAUGAUAGCGGAUGUGUCCAAGUCCGACAAGAUUGUUGUGGAGAAAUCAACUGUCCCGGUGAAGACAGCCGAGGCAAUUGAGAAGAUCCUGUCCCAUAACAGCAAGGGAAUCAAGUACGAAAUCCUCUCGAACCCGGAGUUCCUAGCUGAGGGGACUGCAAUCGAGGACCUUUUCAAGCCCGACCGUGUGCUUAUUGGAGGGCGGGACACCCCUGGGGGGCAGAAGGCGAUCCACGCCCUCCGGGACGUUUAUGCUCAUUGGGUUCCACAAGACAGAAUCAUCUGUACUAAUCUGUGGUCAGCAGAGCUGUCGAAGCUCGCUGCUAAUGCCUUCUUAGCUCAGAGGAUUUCGUCUGUGAACGCGAUGUCAGCCCUGUGUGAGGCCACGGGGGCUAACGUCACACAGGUCUCCCACGCUGUCGGGAGGGACACCCGAAUCGGGCCAAAAUUCCUAAAUGCCAGUGUAGGUUUUGGAGGGUCUUGCUUCCAGAAGGACAUUCUAAACCUGGUUUACAUCUGUGAGUGCAAUGGUCUGACAGAAGUUGCAAACUACUGGAAACAAGUGAUUAAGGUGAAUGACUACCAGAAGAGCAGGUUCGUGAACCGCGUCGUGUCCUCCAUGUUCAACACGGUCUCUGGCAAGAAGAUUGCAAUUCUCGGCUUCGCUUUCAAGAAAGACACGGGCGACACGAGGGAAACCCCCGCCAUCGAUGUCUGCAAGGGGCUCCUAGGAGACAAAGCCAAUCUCAGCAUCUAUGACCCACAGGUAACUAUGGACCAGAUUCAGAAAGACCUGUCGAUGAACAAGUUCGAUUGGGACCACCCGAUUCACCUGCAGCCAAUGAGCCCCACCACCGUGAAGCAAGUGAGCGUAGCGUGGGACGCUUACGAGGCAGCUAAGGACGCUCACGGGCUCUGCAUUCUCACCGAGUGGGACGAGUUCAGAGCGCUCGAUUACCAGAAAAUCUUCAACAGCAUGCAGAAGCCAGCGUUCGUGUUCGAUGGGAGGAACAUUGUGGAUGUGCAGAAGCUGAGAGAAAUUGGGUUCAUAGUUUACAGCAUUGGCAAGCCUUUGGAUUCAUGGCUCAAGGACAUGCCUGCUAUGGCAUAAAAUUAAGACAAAACUAUGAAGGGAAGAUACAGUUCUUUCAUUCUUUUUCUCCCUUUCCUGCAGCAACAUACUUAUUUUGAUUCCCAAUUACUACUAUAUCACUUGUUAGAUUAUUAAGUGUUCAUUUGUCAUGGUUGCAGUUUGAAAUCUACUUUUUGUGACAAAUCAAAUAAAACAUUGUAACUAGGACUUAUAAUGCUAUCAAUCAACUAUUGCAGUUUACAUCUCUAAA
Messenger RNA from Ipomoea triloba (trilobed morning glory), 1836 nucleotides. RefSeq names its product UDP-glucose 6-dehydrogenase 1-like. The record is from RefSeq and is a predicted model, not a curated record. Gene Ontology annotation, biological process: glycosaminoglycan biosynthetic process. NCBI's taxonomy places the organism in Eukaryota, Viridiplantae, Streptophyta, Magnoliopsida, Solanales, Convolvulaceae. Bases 162 to 1604 code for a protein of 480 amino acids. Gene Ontology annotation, cellular component: cytosol; nucleus. Gene Ontology annotation, molecular function: UDP-glucose 6-dehydrogenase activity; NAD binding. The transcript has 2 exons.